UCUCUCUCACACACACACACACACAAACAGGCAUGGAGGAAUAUUAACCUGUCACGCAUCAUGAACGGAUUUACUCUGUAACUCGAGCAAACCGCGAGAAACUAAGAACAGGAAUAAGGUUUAUGUGGCGCGGAAAACCCGAGCACGCCAGUUACUGACCAAGAAAAAAAACCCACACCAACAACACGCCACAACCGAACACUGGACUGAUAUCUACACAUUACCAAACUACUGUUUCACAGACACUUUUAGUCAUGGCCCGGCCACAGCCGGACAGUAGGGUGGACGGUCAGAGCCCUGCGCAGCCACAGACCUGCAGAAUGGAGGUGCUGCGUCGGGAUGCCUGGCCCAGCGGAGGUACACAGCAGGUUCUGCAGUCCAGACAACGAUGCAGGACUGUGGCUACUCAGACCAGCACUGUAACAGCACCCGUUAUCUCCACACAGGACACUGUGAGCAUGGCCAGUUCCCCCCAACAGGAAGGUCCACUCAGAGAUAGCUCAGGAACCGGGCAGGAGAGGUUGUAUCCCAACAGGAGGCAGCAGCCCUUGCCCGAUCUCCUUCCCGAGAGCAGUAGCUCCUCGGCACAAUCAAGCCGCCGAGGCUCUGCGGUUGAUGAGGAGUCCAUGGAGGAGGAACAAGUGGUGGGGAGAGUGGCCAUCCAGCUGAGAACCAUAGGAGACGAGAUGAACGCUGUUUACUUUCAGAGAAUGAAUGAGGGCGCACAGUGGCAGAACUGGAGAGGCCUGUACCGCGGCCUGGUCGCCUUCCUGGCCGACACCAUCAGCACCCUCUACCAGCUCAGAUAAACGGACGGGUAUUUGGCACUGCGGGGGGGCGCCGGCGCUCCCUAAAACAGCCUCUAAUCUACUGCACUGGCUCGGGGACAUUUCUGCAGGCCCAGAAUGCACUGUGGAGUUUUUUUUUGUUGUUUUUUUUGUUCCUGUGGAGAGUUCUCUUGUUUGUGUUGUUUCUCCAUUGUAUAUGUUGUAUAUUAGUUUUUUUCUGUCUCUUUUGGGAGGAGUUUCAUGUAGCAAGUGAAUGAAGUCUGUGUCGGAGUCGGGGCAUGUUAAGGGGGAGAAAUGCUUGUGCCUCUCUAGAUCUGUGAAGCUGUGAAGCACAAUCGGUUGGACGCUUGUUUCUAUUUUUGGAAAUUUCCUUUUAUUUUUGACCAACCUGAAGGCCUGGGUACUCAGAGAAUCUGUGAAGGGUCAACAAAUGUGUCAAAAAAGUGUGUUUAGACAGUGGGCAAUUCACUAAUAUAGAUCAUUCUUUUACUCUCAACCCUGUGUUUACAUUAGCAAGAAACAGAGCAAUAGGCGAUUGAUAUUUUGGGGGGAUUGCAAGUACAAUAUAAAAAAUACAUUAAACAAAGAUAACAUGGCAAUAUCUGUAAAUGUAUACAUUUUGGCAUUUAUCUACUAUCUUUGAUCAGAACUUAAAGAAGCCGGAAGUGUAUGCCCAUACAAGACAAACUGUAAGCGACAUCAGCGCCUUUUGCUUUGCUAGUGUGAAAGCAGGGUCAACACACAUCCAUGACAAGCAUUCAAAACCAAAUGCCAAAAUUCAGUCGAUCUAGGUCUUCAGAAUGCACUAAUUGAAAGGAUGGGUUGUACCUCAGACACUGAAAUGCUGUAUCUGGUCUUAGCUGCCUUACGGAGCAAUACUGCACCACAGCACAGGGAAAAGGGCACUACUAAACAAGACUAUCAAAAUAAGAGACGUUCAGGUGACAGGGACAGGCAGGCCUUUCAAUACCACACACUUCCUCUACAGCGAACCCAGUGUGGUGAAUGUGCCUUACAUCACCCUUUAAAAUCGUACAUGUGCUUGAUUUAGCAGGGGCAGUCAAUGAACGGUGUUUGGGGUGGGGUGGGGUGGGUGGUGGGGUAAAGGGUCAGUGCCUUGGUGCUCCCACCUGUACGUACACUUUGGAACACGACAGUCACCACUCAUUUCAAAGCUUGAUCACCUCCAAUGGAGGCACUAGAAUUGAGGCCGGAAGCCAUGUGGACCCACCAGUCUACAGGCUGUCCAAAUGGCUGGGUAGCAGUGUUAAUAUUCGUAAUGAACUUGUGUGUAAAUAUUUUGGGAGAAAAUGGCAACAGGCAAGAGAUGGAAGGAAUUGGCCGUUCUCAUCCUGGUGUAUCAUGUAUAUUUUGGUGAAACUUUAAAAUACUUAACAGUUCCUUGUUUUUUGUUUGGAAGCUGUAUGUAAGAUUUAUGUUUUCUUGAACUUUGUAUGGACCAAUGCAGGGAGGUUAAACUUAAAUCCAAGAACUAUUUAAAAUGUUCACAAAAGGAUCUACAUUUGGAUAUACGAUUAGUUUAGUUUGUGAAUAUGCCCCCGUACACAUAUUACAAAAAAAUCUAUCAUGAGAAACAAAGGUUAAGCUAUUUAUUUUUCUGUCCUUUCUGAUGCUUGGUCCUUCGUGAGGAGUAGGGAUGAAACUGAUGUAUUUGGUUUAAAAACUAUAAGCUAAUGUUAUAAGCUCAAGUUAUUUUCAUGAAUUAUUUGGAAGUUUCUUUUUUUAUAUCCUAUAAGCAAGGCUUGUAAAGAGCAACCAGAUUGAAUGAGCAUGGAGAUAAAGUUUAGUUCUCUGGGGAUUUUUCUCUUGUAAUAAAACCUACUGUCCAAAUGUCCAAACUCAAAAAAACUACAAAAGAAGUCAGUAGCAAAAUUUAUUUCUGCUGUAAUUUAAUUAUGGUCAUGAUUUUGCUGCAAUAAGAUUAUGGAAGAAACUGAGCCAGACCUUUUUUACUUGAAGACAAACCUUUCAAUAUGUAGAUUCGUUGUCUUUGGACGACGAAUCUCUGGGGCCUUCAACUAGAUUGCUUGCAUGUUGCCAUUGCUCUCACAUGAAGUUCAUAGGCAUGUAUCUAACAAACCACAUAUGCGAUGUCUGUGGGUAAACCAUGUGAAAACUUUGUUAGCACUCUCCUUUUUUGGUCCUUUUUUCACGUGGGUACUGUACUGUAUUUCUGAGCAUACUGAGUACCAGCGGUCUGUCUCAUGACUGCCUGUCUUAUGACUUCCUGUGUAAAGCAGUGGUGUAUACCACUUCCUGUGGACAGUGUGUGGCUUCUUGUGGAUAGGUGUAUUCUCUGAUGCACUCUCUUCCUGAGGGAAAGGCCUUAAGUGUGAACUGUGAACAUCACACUACACUCAAGCUCAUGUCAAUCUCAUUUUCUAGCCUUGUACAUUUGCUGUUUUUGACUUUUUUCUAAUCAAUUUUCUAUAUGAAUUUUGGUAUGUUUUCCCCCUUUGCCUUUUUAAAAUAAAGAGAAAUAUGACAAUAUUUAUGAGUGAUG
Ictalurus furcatus (blue catfish) is the source of this 3312-nucleotide messenger RNA. It is a transcript of the gene bbc3, whose product is annotated as BCL2 binding component 3. The coding region runs from base 255 to 809 and encodes 184 amino acids. The record is from RefSeq and is a predicted model, not a curated record. NCBI's taxonomy places the organism in Eukaryota, Metazoa, Chordata, Actinopteri, Siluriformes, Ictaluridae. Gene Ontology annotation, cellular component: mitochondrion. The transcript has 4 exons. Gene Ontology annotation, biological process: positive regulation of apoptotic process; positive regulation of release of cytochrome c from mitochondria; intrinsic apoptotic signaling pathway.